Hermetia illucens (black soldier fly) is the source of this 1694-nucleotide messenger RNA. It is a transcript of the gene RIOK2, whose product is annotated as serine/threonine-protein kinase rio2. Gene Ontology annotation, molecular function: protein serine/threonine kinase activity; ATP binding. The record is from RefSeq and is a predicted model, not a curated record. The coding region runs from base 1 to 1635 and encodes 544 amino acids. Gene Ontology annotation, cellular component: nucleus; preribosome, small subunit precursor; cytosol. The transcript is spliced from 6 exons. Gene Ontology annotation, biological process: maturation of SSU-rRNA; protein phosphorylation. NCBI's taxonomy places the organism in Eukaryota, Metazoa, Arthropoda, Insecta, Diptera, Stratiomyidae.
AUGGGAAAACUCAACGUAACAAUCUUACGCUACCUCACACGUGAAGAUUUCCGCGUAUUAACUGCGGUUGAAAUGGGAAUGAAAAAUCAUGAACUUGUUCCAGGAGCUUUGGCAGCAGCUAUUGCCAAUUUAAAGGCAGGUGGUGUACACAAAUUGCUGCGAGAACUUUGCAAGCAUAAAUUAUUAACGUACGAGCGUGGGAAGAAAUAUGAUGGUUACCGCCUCACGAACAUGGGCUACGAUUAUUUGGCACUGAAAUCCUUAUCACUCCGCGGAUCGGUUGCUUCUUUCGGAAAUCAAAUCGGAAUUGGUAAAGAGUCUAACAUCUACAUCGUAGCAGAUGAGGAGGAGAACCCACUUUGCUUGAAGCUGCAUCGACUGGGCCGAACCUGCUUCCGAAACAUCAAAUCAAAACGGGAUUAUCACGGCAAGCGGCACAAGGCUUCCUGGUUAUACUUGUCACGUAUUUCAGCAACGCGCGAAUUCGCAUAUAUGACCGCCUUGCACGACAGAGGCUUCCCAGUACCCAAACCGAUCGAUUUCAAUAGGCAUUGUGUUAUCAUGGAGCUCGUCAACGGGUAUCCACUGACCCAAGUAAGUGAAGUUGAUGACCCCGAGGCCCUUUAUGACGAGCUUAUGGACCUCAUUGUACGGUUAGGUAACUCUGGGGUCAUACAUGGAGAUUUCAACGAAUUCAAUUUGAUGAUCACAGAAGAAGGAAAGCCCAUUCUCAUUGAUUUCCCGCAAAUGAUGUCUACAUCUCACCCCAAUGCAGAAUAUUUCUUUGAUCGAGAUGUUAAUUGUGUCCGUGAACUUUGCCGCCGUAAAUUCGGCUAUGAGAGCAGCACCUAUCCAACCUUCAAGGAUUUAGUUCGCGAGGACGACCUGGAUGCUGAGGUCCAUUGCACUGGUUACGCAUUCACAAAGGAAAUGGAAAAGGAUCUGCUGCAGGAAUAUGGCAUGGUAGAUCCAGACUCUGAAUCGGAUUCUGAAAACGAUGCACAUAAAGAGCCAGAUGUACGGCAGGACACCAAGGAAGACUUAAUUCAGUAUCGACAACAAAUGGAAAGUGAAAUGAAAUUUGCCGAGGAAAAAGCGAAAACAGCUAAGGAAAAAUCUGAUUAUUCAAUCAGGAAAUAUAUUGAAUCGUGCUCGCAGUAUCUAGGAACAGUUUCCUUAGCUGAAAAUGCCGAAAAUGAAUCCACCCCCGAGCAAGCCAACAUCGAAAUCACUCAGGAUAAAGUUGAACUUCCACCUGAAACAAAUACAACCCUAAAUAAUACGCAGCUAACUCAAAAUGAGGAUGACAACCAGUCUGAGCACACAGUCAGCUCUAACGACCUAGAAACUGACGCUUGUCCGGAACUGGUUAACGUAGAUCCGAAUUCGCGUCUUUACCGUUUUAAGAUGGUCGAGAAGAUUCUUUCCGAUGCUCGCAGUAUGCGUUCAUUUUCUACGAAUGCAAGCACAAUCGCUCCAAGUGUGAUAAAGGAUCGUGUUAAGAAAAACAUGGAUUUACGGGAGAAGCAGGACAUGAGGAAAAAAUGCGUUGCGAAAGGCGAAGCGAAUGCUACUACACGGCAUCGCCGUGAGAAUAAGGAUGUGGUGAAAGAAUAUGCCGGUUGGGAAUUUUAGGUUUCUGUGUAUACAAGUUUUUAGAUGACAUUGAAUAAAAUAACAUUUUCAUUGAGCAA